Molecule: messenger RNA, 2257 nt
Organism: Acipenser ruthenus (sterlet)
Lineage: Eukaryota; Metazoa; Chordata; Actinopteri; Acipenseriformes; Acipenseridae
Product: mitochondrial 2-oxodicarboxylate carrier-like
Exons: 11
Coding region: 327-1223 (298 amino acids)
Source: RefSeq, a predicted model, not a curated record
AAAAAAACCAUAUCCAUUCAUGCAUGACAUUCCUCCUUAGGGGUGGUACUGUUCUUUUGACAGCAAAAGGUUUUAAUUAUGUAACCUCUGCUCUAAGGGUUUAGUGCACGCUGGAAAGUGGGAUAGGUGUCUUCCUCGUAAAAUAAUUCUGAACCGACUGAACUUGGCAAAGCAAACUAAAAACUGAACUCAAAGCCCCCAAUUCACUGAGUUGCAGUGGAGUCUCAAAGGUAAAGUGGAAAUUAAUAUUGAACUGCAAGAAGCAAGUCAAUAACCCUCAUAUGUCUCUGUGCUCCUAGGGUAAAACUACUUCCCUUGGUCCCGAAAUGUCGGCAAAACAACAAUGUCUAUUGAGAGAAGCGUCUCACCAAAUUCUGGCUGGGGGUUCCGCUGGUCUUGUGGAGAUCUGCCUGAUGCACCCCCUGGAUGUGGUGAAAACAAGGUUCCAAAUCCAGAGGGGGACUAGUGACCCAAACAGCUACAAGAGCCUCCGUGACUGCUUCCGGACCAUAUUCCGGAAUGAAGGAAUACUUGGCUUCUACAAGGGGAUCCUCCCUCCGAUCCUGGCAGAGACCCCGAAAAGAGCUGUCAAGUUCUUCACCUUUGAACAAUACAAGAAGAUAUUGAGUUUCACCUCAUUACAUCCUGGCUUGGCCCUUUCAAUCGCCGGAUUAGGAGCAGGCCUGACGGAAGCAGUGGUCGUCAAUCCCUUUGAAGUUGUCAAAGUCAGUCUACAAGCGAAUCGGAAUGCAUUUGCAGAGCAACCCUCAACGUUUGGCCAGGCACGGCACAUAAUCAGCACCAAUGGGUUUGGUCUGCAAGGCCUCAACAAGGGGCUGACCUCUACCCUGGGUCGUCAUGGUGUGUUCAACAUGAUCUACUUCGGGUUCUACUUCAACGUCAAGAACAUGUUCCCAGCCUUUCAGGACCCGACUUUGGAAUUCCUGCGGAAAUUUGGAAUUGGACUGGCCUCAGGAACCAUCUCUUCUUGCGUCAACAUUCCUUUUGACGUGGCCAAGAGCCGUAUUCAAGGCCCACAACCUGUCCCUGGAGAAAUCAAGUACCGGACCUGCUUUCAGACCAUGGCAGUUAUCUACAGGGAAGAAGGGUAUUUAGCAUUGUACAAGGGAUUGGUACCCAAGAUUAUGAGACUCGGACCAGGAGGUGCAGUGAUGCUGUUGGUUUAUGAAUACACAUAUGGCUGGCUGCAGAACAACUGGUGAAGGAAAGCCAGUCACCCAGAGGAAGUCUUAAUAAUUUGAAGAUGUUACGAGUGAAUUGUUAGUCCACAAAAGAAGCGACCAUUUUUACAAUUUUAAAGCUGUUGAAUACUGUAGAAAUUAUACAGGAGAUGUUUUGUUUCAUAUACAUAUAGAGAUACAGCAUCCCCUUUCUUUACCCAAAAUCAAAUGAUGUAUUCUGGAAACUAACACAUGGUUUCCGUAUACCAACUUCUGUAUACAGCGUCUAAUUCCAAGUUUGGCAUAGCUGUGUAAGUACUUAAUUGCAGUUGAUUAAAACACAUGCCAGUUCCAGAAAACGUUAGUGCAAGUUUAAACAAAUGAAAAUGAAAUAACUCAUGCCAGACAACAAUGAACUUCAAAGUGCUGGAGUUCCAGCUUUUGAUAUGAUUUUAGUUUUUAAGCAAAUCCACUAUUUGCUGUGUUAAGUGGGUGCUGCCUGUUUAGAUAAAGCAUUGACUGAAACUUAAGCCAUAAAAAUGUACAUACACAGUAUGUUUGAUGUAGUCUCUUUGCCAUGUUUUUAUUAUGCUGUACUGUAGCUCUCUUGGCUUUAUUAUGCUUACCAGUGGUUUACUAUACUUUCACUUUGCUUUUUUACAGUUUGAUAUAAAUAGUGACAGGGUGCUAAUAUGAAUAAGUGUACGUUCCUUUUUUUUUUUUUUUUAAGUGGGCCACCAAACCACAGCAGAUUUAAAAAAAAUGCAAUCUGCCAUUGAGCAAGCCUUAGCAAAGAAUCAUCUUUGUUACUCCUUUUGCUUCAGAAUGAUUCAUAAGCCAAACAUCUAGGCAGCAGUUGACUAAAAUAACUGCUGUGAAUAAAAUAAAUCCCUGUGAAAAACUGUGCGUAGCUAUGCCUGUCACAGUGAGUUACCUGCAUGCAUCUACAAACUUAAAUGUAUUUAGUACUGUUAAAUUAGUUUUAAAUUGAGACUUUUCCUUAAAUGAAUUCAAGCCUUUUGCAUUUACUUGCAUUGAAUGUUUUAUAAAUAUGGGCCAAUUAAAUUUGAAACUAA